UGGUAGAAAAUCCACCCUGAAGGAGGCAUCUAUUCGAUUGUUUCCAGUUUCGAUCCCCUCACAAACACACAUACGAAAAACAUACCGCUGCCGAUAUCGGGACAGAAUUCAUCCUGGAGCGUAAAGGUGCGCCAGGAAACUAUUCAAAUCACGGCGAGGGCGGGCUGCCGGAAGCAAGGAGGAGAGAGGACGAGGGAUACAUGUACUAAAGAGGACCUGGGAGGCCUCAAGGCGGCUCAUGCCGCCACAAGACGAACAAUGGCUGUUGAGUGUGUGUGCGAGCUGCCUAACUGCUUUAAGGAUCGACAGGGAGGAGCGAGUGCCUUUUCUCAAGCGAAGUAAUCAGCCGGGAAUCCUCUUCGUCUCGCGAUUCAUCUUUCUCAGUUGGGAUGUGGUUGGCCAAGUGAGAACAUUCCCUUCGCUUGAACUUUCGUACCCUACCACUCAAAAUGUUGUUAUUGUCGUGCAAUAUUCCCAUGUGACGUUUGCCCAAGAUCAUCACAAACUAGUGCUCGUCCUCAAGUAUUUUCCAUUCACAAAUCCCUAGAAGAUGCCAACGAUUUUGAGCGAUCCGUAGUGGUGUGUCGUCACCUCAUCUUGCACGUGUGUUAAUUGGCAUCUAACACGAAACAAGCAUCGGCAACCCGAACGAAAACCAGCUGUGCUUCUAGUCCUGAUCUUUACAAAUCGUAUCAUAUUCAUCCAGUCCGUCUUUCAGACAACCAUAUCGCCAAAAUGCCUCUCAGCUUUAGUACGGCAUUCUCGGCCACAUCAUUAAUUCUGCAUUUGCUCACACACUGCGUGUCCAGUCUGGACAAUGGCUUGGCCAACACGCCCCCAAUGGGCUGGUUGGCCUGGGAAAGGUUCCGUUGCAACACAGACUGCGUCAAUGAUCCUCACAACUGUAUCAGCGAGCGGUUAUUCAAGCAGAUGGCCGAUCUGGUGGUGAGCGAUGGUUAUCAGGAUGUCGGGUAUACCUAUGUGAAUGUGGAUGAUUGCUGGUUAGCACAUGAGCGUGAUGCUUAUGGCAGGCUUCAGCCCGAUUAUGAGCGAUUUCCCAGUGGAAUGAAGGCCCUUGGGGACUAUAUCCAUAGUUUGGGACUGAAGUUUGGCAUUUAUGAAGACUACGGCAACUUCACGUGUGCGGGCUAUCCGGGGAUUUUGGGUCAUCUGGAAACGGAUGCUGACACUUUUGCCAGUUGGGACGUGGACUACGUCAAAUUGGACGGCUGUUACUCCCUGCCAACGGAGAUGGACAAAGGAUAUCCGGAAUUUGGCUAUCACUUGAACAAAACAGGGAGACCCAUGAUCUACGCGUGUUCCUGGCCGGUCUAUCAAACCUACAGUGGAAUGACACCCAAUUACACGUCUAUCAUCAAUUCGUGCAAUCUGUGGCGAAACUUUGACGAUAUCCAGGACAGUUGGCAAUCCAUUGCCAGUGUAAUUGAUUACUACGGAGACAAUCAGGACACGAUCAUCGCUAAUGCCGGACCCGGACAUUGGAACGACCCAGACAUGCUGAUUAUUGGAAACUUUGGCCUAAGUUAUGAGCAGAGCAAGACCCAUAUGGCCAUGUGGGCCAUUUUUGCGGCUCCCCUGCUCAUGUCCGUGGAUCUGCGAACCCUCAAGCCUGACUACAAAGCUAUUCUCCAGAACAGAAAAAUUAUCGCUGUCAAUCAAGAUCAAUUGGGCAUUCAAGGACGGAGGAUCUACAAGCAAAAAGGGAUCGAAAUUUGGGCCCGCCCCAUCAUGCCUGUGUUCAAAGGGAAGUACUCAUAUGGGAUCGUGUUCCUCAACAGACGCACAGAUGGCACUCCAAGCGAGGUAUCGGUAACCUUAAAAGAGUUGGGACUGGAUCACAUCGAAGGCUACCAUAUUCAGGAUCUCUAUGACGAUUAUGAUUACGGGAUCGUCACACCGGAUCGAAGAUUUAAAGUGGACGUUAACCCCUCUGGCAGCGUGGUCAUGAUCCGAUGCAAUUUGUACAAAGGCAAGCCCAUCAACAACUUCAUUGAGGCCACCCGUGACGCUCAACCAAGGAAAGAUGAGUCCGGUUACGUGGUCGAUCACGGGAACAUUGGCUAUAUUCCAAACGCGGACGGAGCUCAUCCUUUGGGCGGUCGAUUUCCUUCACGUCCAGUUGAGCCUCAAUCUCGAAGCCAUGGUUACCUCCAACACCACCAACUUCAAUACUCUCCUUCAACUACGCCCACUUCGGUGGCAGCACCCGCCAUUGGAGCGUACGAGCAAGCGGAUCACGGUUUCAGCUUCCAACAACUGGGCGCUCACUCGACGGUUCCGCCCUAUUAUCAUGGAUGACCAAGCGUUCACAUAGCCGCAACACUAUUGUUAUGAUUUUCACUAUCAUGAUUGUUCUCAUGAUCGUCAUCACCAUGACGAAGAGCCAAGACUGCAUGCAUGAAUUUAUGAGUGCGGAUGAUUGGAUCUGAAAAGGCACUUAACAGAGGCUUCGUGUGCCCCAGUUUCCCAAAUGCCCGAUUUCCUUGUACAAGAAUCAAUAAUAAAGUUUUCGUUUUAAAUUGAA
Tigriopus californicus is the source of this 2545-nucleotide messenger RNA. Its product is annotated as alpha-N-acetylgalactosaminidase-like. The transcript is spliced from 11 exons. Gene Ontology annotation, cellular component: cytoplasm. The record is from RefSeq and is a predicted model, not a curated record. Bases 736 to 2319 code for a protein of 527 amino acids. Gene Ontology annotation, molecular function: alpha-galactosidase activity. Lineage: Eukaryota; Metazoa; Arthropoda; Copepoda; Harpacticoida; Harpacticidae. Gene Ontology annotation, biological process: glycosylceramide catabolic process; oligosaccharide metabolic process; glycoside catabolic process.